AUGACGAUAGAAUUAGAAGAGCCACCACUCACUCACGAUAACAAUCAAGUCUUCAAAGACUUGUUUGCUGGUACCAUGGGUGGUAUUGCCCAAGUGUUAGUUGGACAACCAUUUGAUACUGUUAAAGUUAGAUUACAAUCAGCUCCAGAAGGUACUUAUAAUGGUGCUUUAGAUGUUAUAAAACAAUUACUUAAAAAUGAAGGACCAAGAGGUUUUUACAAAGGUACAUUGACUCCAUUGGUCGGUGUUGGUGCCUGUGUAUCUGUUCAAUUUUCAGUCAACGAAUUCAUGAAGAGAUAUUAUGAUAAGAAACUUGGAGGACAACCAUUAUCAUUAUUACAAUUCUUCAAUUGUGGUGCUGUUGCAGGUUUUGCCAAUGGUUUCUUAGCUUCGCCAAUUGAACAUAUUCGUAUUCGUUUACAAACCCAAACCAGUACAAAAGCUUUUAAUGGCCCAAUAGAUUGUUUCAGUAAGAUUUAUCAACAACAAGGUCUUUUCGGAGGUAUUUAUAAAGGUCUCAUCCCCACGUUGUUCAGAGAAAGUGUUGGCUUAGGUAUUUACUUUGCCACUUACGAAGCUUUAAUCGCUAGAGAUUUGGCUAAAGAUAGAUCAUUAACUAGAGCUGAUAUUUCAAGUUUGAAAUUAUGUUUAUAUGGUGGUUUAUCUGGUUAUACUUUAUGGAUUGGUAUUUAUCCAGUUGAUGUGAUUAAAUCCAAAUUACAAACUGAUUCUUUAUCUAAACCUACAUUUAAAGGAUCACUCGAUGUUAUAAGAUCUGUUUAUGGUAGUUCUGGAAUCAAAGGAUUCUAUAGAGGUUUCAUUCCAACCAUUUUAAGAGCUGCUCCUGCUAAUGGAGCAACAUUCGCAGUAUUUGAAAUAACUAUGAGAAUGUUAGGUUAA
Molecule: messenger RNA, 900 nt
Organism: Scheffersomyces coipomensis
Lineage: Eukaryota; Fungi; Ascomycota; Pichiomycetes; Serinales; Debaryomycetaceae
Gene: YMC1
Product: organic acid transporter
Exons: 1
Coding region: 1-900 (299 amino acids)
Biological process (GO): mitochondrial L-ornithine transmembrane transport
Cellular component (GO): mitochondrion
Molecular function (GO): L-ornithine transmembrane transporter activity
Source: RefSeq, a predicted model, not a curated record